Molecule: messenger RNA, 720 nt
Organism: Tetrapisispora phaffii CBS 4417
Lineage: Eukaryota; Fungi; Ascomycota; Saccharomycetes; Saccharomycetales; Saccharomycetaceae
Gene: RRF1
Product: Rrf1p
Exons: 1
Coding region: 1-720 (239 amino acids)
Biological process (GO): translation
Cellular component (GO): mitochondrion
Molecular function (GO): ribosomal large subunit binding
Source: RefSeq, a predicted model, not a curated record
AUGUUAUCUAAAAGAUUACUGAAUUUGACGUCUGGAAGCAAUCGUUUCUUUUUCUCUUCAAGUUUAGUCUUGAAGAAGCAAUCCAAAGUGAAUAAUAAAAGCAAUUCAAACAACAAAAACAACGAUAAAACUAACAAUAACACAGAUACAGAAGGAACCAUUGAUCCAUUUAUUUAUUUAAAAGAUGCAAAUGAACGUUUUAAAGCAACUGUUGAAGCACAUGGUAAAAAACUAAACGAAAUGAAACAAGGUAAAGCCAACCCUAGUAUCUUUAACAACUUGGUUCUAGCAGAUGGUUCGAAAUUUUUAGAUGUUGCUUCGACAACUUUGAAAGGUAAAAACUCAUUAAUAGUUACUGUGUUUGACCCAAAUAAUACUAAAAAUGUCAUUAGUACGAUAAUGGCUGCUGGCUUAAACCUGAAUCCCGAAAAAGAUGCUAACAAUGAUCAAUUGUUAAAGGUUCUAUUACCUCCACCUACAACUGAAUCAAGAUUACAACUAUGCAAAGAAAUGAAACAGGUAUUUGAAAACUAUAAGAAUUCACAAUCUAAACAAUCCUUAGGUUUUAUUAGGGGUGAAGUGUUGAAGCAAUUGAAGGGAUUUGAUAAAAAGAAUGAUUCUGUAAGAAAAGUGUUGCAAGAUCUUGAUAAAACUCACAAGGAAUUUACAACUAAAUUACAAGAACAAUUGAAGCAGGCUGAAAAAAGUCUCCUAAGUUAG